Molecule: messenger RNA, 5957 nt
Organism: Saimiri boliviensis boliviensis (Bolivian squirrel monkey)
Lineage: Eukaryota; Metazoa; Chordata; Mammalia; Primates; Cebidae
Gene: MYRF
Product: myelin regulatory factor
Biological process (GO): positive regulation of DNA-templated transcription; central nervous system myelin maintenance; protein autoprocessing
Cellular component (GO): endoplasmic reticulum membrane; nucleus
Molecular function (GO): DNA-binding transcription factor activity; sequence-specific DNA binding
Source: RefSeq, a predicted model, not a curated record
CGGGGGGCGAGCGCGGCGGCGGACCCGGCGGGAUCGCAGCAGGAGCCCAGCCGGGACUGUCGCGCGGGCCGCGCCGGCGAUGCCGCGCCCCCGGGCCGGGCUGUAGCGGGGCCGCGGCCGGAGUGCGCGCCGGGCAGGCGGGACAUGGAGGUGGUGGACGAGACGGAGGCGCUGCAGCGCUUCUUCGAAGGCCACGACAUCAACGGUGCCCUGGAGCCCUCCAACAUAGACACCAGCAUCCUGGAGGAAUACAUCAGCAAGGAGGAUGCCUCUGACCUCUGCUUCCCUGACAUCUCUGCUCCAGCCAGCUCGGCCUCCUACUCCCACGGGCAGCCCACGAUGCCCGGCUCCAGCGGGGUCCACCACCUGAGCCCCCAUGGUGGUGGACCCUCCCCGGGGCGCCAUGGUCCCCUCCCACCCCCGAGCUACGGCGCCCCCCUGAACUGCAACAACAACAACGGCAUGGGCGCUGCCCCCAAGCCCUACCCAGGGGGCGCCGGGCCCCCCAUCAAGGCGGAGCCCAAGGCUCCCUAUGCCCCAGGCACACUGCCGGACUCUCCCCCAGACUCGGGCUCCGAGGCCUACUCCCCUCAGCAGGUGAAUGAACCCCAUCUCCUGCGUACGAUAACCCCUGAGACGCUGUGCCAUGUGGGAGUGCCCUCCCGCCUGGAGCAUCCGCCCCCACCUCCAGCCCACUUGCCAGGCCCCCCACCGCCUCCACCACCCCCACCGCACUACCCUGUCCUGCAGCGGGACCUGUACAUGAAGGCUGAGCCCCCGAUCCCUCCCUACGCUGCCAUGGGGCAGGGGCUGGUGCCCACUGAGCUCCACCACACCCAGCAGUCCCAGAUGCUGCACCAGCUCCUGCAGCAGCACGGAGCUGAGCUCCCCACACACCCCUCCAAGAAAAGGAAGCACUCCGAAUCCCCCCCCAGCACCCUCAAUGCCCAGAUGCUGAAUGGAAUGAUCAAACAGGAACCCGGGACGGUGACAGCCCUGCCUCUUCAUCCCACUCGAGCCCCAUCCCCACCCUGGCCUCCCCAGGGUCCGCUCUCCCCAGGCCCUGGUUCCUUGCCUCUCAGCAUUGCCCGCGUCCAGACACCGCCUUGGCACCCACCAGGUGCCCCCUCCCCAGGCCUCCUUCAGGACAAUGACAGCCUCAGUGGCUCCUACCUGGACCCCAACUACCAGUCCAUCAAAUGGCAGCCCCAUCAGCAGAACAAGUGGGCAACCCUGUACGACGCCAACUACAAGGAGCUGCCCAUGCUCACCUACCGCGUGGACGCCGACAAGGGCUUCAACUUCUCCGUGGGUGACGACGCCUUCGUGUGCCAGAAGAAGAACCACUUCCAGGUGACAGUGUACAUUGGCAUGCUGGGCGAGCCCAAGUACGUCAAGACGCCCGAGGGCCUCAAGCCCCUCGACUGCUUCUACCUGAAGCUACACGGAGUGAAGCUGGAGGCCCUGAACCAGUCCAUUAACAUCGAGCAGUCCCAGUCAGACCGGAGCAAGCGGCCGUUCAACCCAGUCACGGUCAAUCUGCCCCCAGAGCAGGUCACGAAGGUGACUGUGGGACGGCUGCACUUCAGCGAGACCACCGCCAACAACAUGCGGAAGAAGGGCAAGCCCAACCCCGACCAGAGGUACUUCAUGCUGGUGGUGGCCCUCCAGGCCCACGCACAGAACCAGAACUACACACUGGCCGCCCAGAUCUCAGAGCGAAUCAUCGUGCGGGCCUCCAACCCAGGCCAGUUCGAGAGCGACAGCGACGUGCUGUGGCAGCGGGCACAGGUGCCCGACACCGUCUUCCACCACGGCCGCGUGGGCAUCAAUACAGACCGGCCGGACGAGGCGCUGGUUGUGCACGGGAAUGUCAAGGUCAUGGGCUCGCUCAUGCACCCCUCGGACCUGCGCGCCAAGGAGCACGUGCAGGAGGUGGACACCACUGAGCAAUUGAAGAGGAUCUCGCGCAUGCGGCUGGUGCACUACAGAUACAAGCCCGAGUUCGCCGCCAGCGCGGGCAUCGAGGCCGCCGCGCCAGAGACAGGUGUCAUCGCUCAGGAGGUGAAGGAGAUCUUGCCUGAGGCUGUGAAAGACACCGGAGACAUGGUCUUUGCCAAUGGGAAAACCAUAGAGAACUUCCUGGUGGUGAACAAGGAGCGCAUCUUCAUGGAGAACGUGGGCGCUGUGAAGGAGCUGUGCAAGCUGACCGACAACCUGGAGACACGCAUCGAUGAGCUGGAGCGCUGGAGCCACAAGCUGGCCAAGCUGCGGCGGCUCGACAGCCUCAAGUCCACCGGCAGCUCGGGAGCCUUCAGCCAUGCAGGGAGCCAGUUCAGCCGGGCGGGCAGCGUCCCCCACAAGAAGAGGCCCCCCAAGGUGGCCAGCAAGUCACCGUCCGUGGUUCCAGACCAGGCCUGCAUCAGCCAGCGCUUCCUGCAGGGAACCAUCAUUGCCCUGGUGGUGGUCAUGGCCUUCAGCGUGGUGUCCAUGUCCACACUGUAUGUGCUGAGCCUGCGCACGGAGGAGGACCUGGUAGACACUGAUGGCUCUUUGGCCGUGUCUACUUCCUGUCUCCUGGCCCUGCUCCGGCCCCAGCCCCCUGGGGGGAGUGAGGCCAUGUGCCCAUGCAGGUCCAGCCAGAGCUUUGGGACUACGCAGCUCCGACAGUCCUCCGUGACCACUGGGCUGCCAGGCAUACAGCCUUCUUUCCUGCUGGUGACCACCAGCAUGACCAGCUCAGCACCAGGUUCUGCCCUCCGCACCCUGGAUCUGUGUUCCAGCCACCCCUGCCCUGUCGUCUGCUGCGCCUCACCCACUGCCAGCCCCACCACUGGUCCCAGUCUUGGCCCCAGCUUUACCCCUGGCCAUGUUCCCAGCCCCAGCCCCAGCCCCAGCCCCAGCACCAACCGCUCAGGCCCCAGCCAGAGGGCCCUGCUGCCAGCCACCAACAUCAGAGCCAAGUCCUGGGGCCUUUCAGUCAAUGGCAUUGGCCACUCCAAGCAUCACAAGAUGGAGCCUCUGGCCAGCCCUGCAGUCCCCUUCCCUGUGGGGCAGGGCAAAGCCAAGAACAGCCCCAGCCUUGGUUUCCAUGGCCGGGCCCGCCGAGGGGCUCCCCGGUCCAGCGUGGGCCCUGCUCAGCCCACCUGGGCCCAGGGCCAGUCAGCUUCUCUCCUCGCAGAGCCAGUGCCCUCCCUGACCUCCAUCCAAGUGCUGGAGAAUUCGAUGCCCAUCACCUCCCAGUACUGUGCUCCAGGGGAUGCCUGCAGGCCUGGGAACUUCACCUACCACAUCCCUGUCAGCAGCGGCACCCCACUGCAGCUCAGCCUGACUCUGCAGAUGAAUUCCUCCUCCCCAGUGUCCGUGGUGCUGUGCAGCCUGAGGUCAAAGGAGGAGCCGUGUGAGGAGGGGGGCCUUCCACAGAGUCUCCACGCCCACCAGGACACCCAGGGCACUUCUCACCAGUGGCCAAUAACCAUCCUGUCCUUCCGUGAAUUCACCUACCACUUCCGGGUGGCGCUGCUGGGUCAGGCCAACUGCAGUUUGGAGGCUCUCGUCCAGCCAGCCACAGACUACUACUUCCACUUCUACCGCCUGUGUGACUGAGCUGCCUCCUGAGGCAGCGCCAGGGACCAGGGGUGCCUGGGCACCCCACAACACUGGAUGCAAUGGUGUACACUGGAGCCCGCUGCAGGCCAGCUCUGCUGUUCACUGGCCCACCCCGAGACUGGUGAAACUGGAAGUCUUCACACUGGAGUUGCUGUUCCAGCUGGUUGCGCCUCACAGCACAGAGGGAACCUGAGAGCCAGAGACUUCCUGGGCCUUCCUGCCUGCCACCCUCUCGGGGCCAGGACAGGACCAGUUCACCUCUGUCCAGAUAUGGUGGCUGGAGGGCUGGUUCAGGUGCCCUGGAGGCAAGGGGAAGCCUGGGACCCUCAUUUGUUCAGAGCCCACUCUCCCUUGCCUCCCCUUUUGAGACUGGAGCCAACCCUCUUGGAAAGAGGAGCUGCCCACCUUUGAGAUCAGCAGGGUGCUUGGAUCCAGCCCUCAAAGACUUGGGUAGACCCCCAUGAGUCAACGGAAGGCAGAUGGCUCUCCCCCUUAAAGCUAUUCCCUGGGGGAUGGCUAGGUAGUAGACUUUCUGGGGUUUACCUGUUACGCUGGACUUGGAUUUCUAAGCUUUAAAUGUGGCCCAGGAAGUUUCUUCUCCCUGGGACAGCUUGGCUCCCAAGAAGUCCCAGGGCAACCGAGGCCAGCCCUAGAUGGGUUGGAGAAACCGACUUUGUGCCUUAAGUCAACUCAGUGCCUGGUGAAGCCACCCUCAGCCCUUCACAGGCCUGAACCAGUGGGGGCCAGUGGGCCAGGUAAGCCCCGGAGCCUUGAACCAAGAAUAUCUGGAAGGGGACGUUCCCUUUGAGCCCCCAGAUGGUGUUGCUGCCCACUGCCUGUGUUCCUGGAGUGUAUGGAGGUCACAGUGAUGUCAGUGAUCACAUCCUUCUCUCUGAGCAGAGGAGCAGGAAUCCCUCAAGCAGCAGCCUGGUCUUGGCUGGUGGGCAGAUGCAAAUAGCUUUUGCUGUUAUUAAUGAAGUAACUACUAAAUGCACUUAAACCAGGGCAGGAAGGAAUGGAAGAAUGGAGCUAGAAAGCUCAGAGUGGGCUAGAGCAGGGUGUGACACUUACAGACAGGGCCCUGGCUCCGAUCCCUCCCAGGGAGCCUCAGACACCCAUCCCACUCCUGACCACCAAGGCCCUGAGUUAGGGAAGAAGUUGUAUCUUAAGUACCAACUUCAAGUUUCUUAGUGGUACCUGGUCCAUUCUGAGGUCACAUCCAGGCUCAUGGAAGGAGUGUGGUAAUCAUUUAGCCAUGUCUGCCAUGGGUCCAGAAAUGGGAAAGGGAAUUGCUGUCCUUGCCCUGUGGUACGCUGCCACCUCUUUGGGAACCAGGCCUUGCCCCUGGCCCACUGCUCAUUCUCAGCUUUGAAUGGGAGGCCUUUCUAUAGUGGAGCUGAAUCCUUGAAGCCUGUGACCUGCAGGCCCCCUUUUGCCAUUGAUCUGAAAGCACUUGUCCUCAGGAUAGGGAACAGCAAGGGGAUGCAGGAAUAGCAGGGAUAGCUUCCUCCCAGCCCCCUCCCCAAUUAGGCUCCACUGACAUAGGAAUUUCUCGAUUCCCAUACCAUGCAGGGGCUGAGCCUUACUUAGGAUGACUUUGUUCUCCCUCCUACUGAGGGAGUCCUCCCUAUGCCUUAAAACUGCUGAGCCCCACUCCAUGUAAUAGGAUUCUGGGGCUUCCUCAAUGGGGGUUCAUGUUCUUAGACAGUGGCCCCUCAGUCCUUAACUGGAAAGUGACUGUCCACUGCCCCCUGGAGCCCAUGUGGACACAGCACAGCCCCAAACCCAUUAGCAGCUGGCUCUGUUUCCAUGCCUGGGGAGGGGUUCCUCAGUGCAGGCGUUGGGGCCAGGCUGGGGCUCCAAGCUGCUUAAGGGGGGUCAACCUUGGACCAAAGUUGCCUUAAGCCUGUGGUAGAAGGGCUUCAGGAAAGGUAAGUGGGCCAGCUGCCCAGCUGGCAAUGGUGAGUGUCCUGGCCCCAUCCCUGCCCUGGGUCCAGCAGGUCAGCCCUCCCUUCUCUCUCCUUUGGCGUUUGUUCCUGUAGCCACUGGGCUAAUCUCCCCCUAGCUUCAAGCUGUACAUAGGGCCUCCCAGUGCAAAUCAUGCUGCCCAUAUUGUGCCCCCAUAGAAGCCUGCAUGUGCAUAGAGCGCCCCCUACCUACCUCCCAGUUAACUCCCAGUUCCUCUCCCUAAGCUUGGACUCGUAUUUAUCAUGUACCAACUCUGACUCUGAGGUGGGCAGUGAGGGCAGCAGCCCCAGGCCUGCUUAUUUCCUGUCCCUGAACUGUUCUUUUCUUCUGAAGUGAAUAUACAUAUAUAAAUAAAUGUAUAAAUACUGCUUUGUAUCUGA